Messenger RNA from Hypanus sabinus (Atlantic stingray), 3255 nucleotides. RefSeq names its product chitin synthase chs-2-like. Gene Ontology annotation, molecular function: chitin synthase activity. Gene Ontology annotation, cellular component: cell periphery; cell septum. The record is from RefSeq and is a predicted model, not a curated record. The transcript has 16 exons. Lineage: Eukaryota; Metazoa; Chordata; Chondrichthyes; Myliobatiformes; Dasyatidae.
AUGGCCAGCCAGAAGGAAGAAACAGGUUUUAGGUUACAGGUGUGCCUCCUGGAAGCAGUUGCAUCCUUUGGUACAGCAAUGCUGGUUGUCGUCUGCCUUCCUCAAUUUGACAUCCUGACCAACGUGUUCAUUUCCAACAGCGUUUAUCUCGUCCCAUCGGUUCUACAAGUGAUCUCUUUGAACAUCAGCCAUCGGUUCAAAGUCACAGCUCCUCUGGCUGGGCUGCUCAUUCUCUUGUGUGCCUAUGGUCUCUUCCUAUUUGUCCAGAUGUUUUAUCUAAAGAAACAUGAUGUGGUGUACUUGGGUUUGAUUAUAUUAUUCUCAGUUAUAACUUCCUUAACCUGGUGGGAGAACUUUAUCUCAAAUUGGAAGCAUCCAAUGUUUAGACAUCUGAGAUAUGACUUGGAUAAAUCCAGGAAUAUGUUGAGCCUGUGUAUCAGUGUAGUGAGAAUUGUUGUCACUGCUUGUGUUGUAGGAGCUUUGAUACCCAUUCGAGAGUUGGAGUGGGCAACUAUCAGUGAUGUUGCAUCUCAUGAAAUCAGAAUAAUCCUGGGCCUUUUUGGAGUGCAGGCUGUGGCAUCAAUGCUUUGUUCCUGGUUUGGGGGUGUUGCGUGUAAGGUCCAUGCAGUGAAGCGAAGUUUUGGUCUUCCUUUGAUCCUAAGUUCUCCUGUCAUGCUCACCUUUCUCUUGGUAGUUUUCAGAAUUCAUUACAAUGAGUUCCUGCAGACAAACAAUAAUUUUAAUAUCUCAGAUUUCUGUGCCAAUUCCAGAACUGCGGUAAAUGAAACAGUUAGUGUAGAUAUCCUCUUUUCAGAAAUCAUUCGCAGUAUCUGCGAGCAGGGAGAUUUAGUAAACAUGGUCAGCGUUGGGUUAAUGGGAGCUGCUGGGGCACUCUGGUGGGUUGGACUCAUUUUCACAACAAUCUACGUGUGGACCCAGAAUGUCAAAAGAAUACAACGGACAUCAGAGACCUUUGUUCGGAGAAUCUAUGGAGCUGCCUUUCUAGAACAAUCCAUGCUUCUGAACAAAAGAUUCCACAUCAGUCCACAGAACACAGAGGAAAGCAACCCAAGGUUGGACAGAUUCAGUGAAAAGCGAUGGAAGGCUUUGGAUAAAAGUGAUGACAUCUUUGACUUUGAAGUCCACAUUAUGUUCGAUGAUGCUUUCAGGAAUGUUACAGCUAAAGAGGUGGGCACCAGAAAGAGAGUUAUCAAUGAAUAUGUGGAGUCGCUCAUCAAAGCAAUAGAUGAAAACUACAGAAUAUUCCAAACAACCACCUCCAGAAGCUCUUCAGAUAAAGAUGAAAAUGGUGCUUCAGGAACAAAAGUGAUCUCCACUCCCUAUGGAGGACGACUCUCGUACACCUUACCUCGUGGAAAUGGUCUACACGUCCAUCUGAAAGACACGGAGUUUGUUCAGAACCGGAAAAGAUGGUCACAGGUGAUGUGUAUGUACUAUGUGCUGGGCUGGAGACUGUACAGGAAACACUUUAUAUGCCAACAUCUACAUCCAGAGGAUGGAACUAAAAUUCUUGGAAGGUUGGAGACUGAGAAAAAGAACACGUAUAUUUUAACUCUGGAUGGGGACAUUGAAUUCCAGCCAUCUGCUGUAACUCUGCUGAUUGACAGACUCAGAAGGUACCCUAAAGUCGGAGCUGCCUGUGGGCGAGUACACCCAGUCGGAAUAGGUCCUAUGGUGUGGUACCAGAAGUUUGAAUACGCUGUUAGUCACUGGCUCCAGAAGACAUCCGAACACGUGCUGGGUUGCGUGCUGUGCAGUCCAGGCUGCUUCAGCUUGUUCAGGGCAACAGCUCUAAUGGAUGACAACGUACUGAAAAAAUAUGCAAUGAAGCCCACGACUGCAGUGGAGCACCUCCAGUAUGACCAAGGUGAAGACCGGUGGCUUUGCCUCCUGAUGCUGCAGCAGGGCUGGCGAAUCGAGUACUGCGGAGCUUCCGACUCGUACACCAACGCCCCUCAAGAAUUCAAGGAGUUCUUCAACCAACGGCGACGCUGGGACCCAUCAAAAAUCGCAAAUAUCAUUGAGCUGCUGGGUAAUGGAUUUGAAACUUCAAGGAAAAACCCAUCUGUUUCAAGACCAUUUCUUCUCUACCAGAUCCUGUACUUGAUGGCAACUCUAGUGGGGCCAUCCACUGUCUGUUUCCUUAUUGCAGGUAAAAUGAAAUAAACGAUUGCAGUUUGUUUUGCUCUGUGCUUGAUCGUUUCAGUCAUCCCUCCAAUAAUUUACCUAAUCGUCUGCUACACGACAACUCCCAAUACUCAGAUCAGAGUGACUGCAUUCUUUACCGCUGUUUAUACCCUUGCCAUGAUUGGUGGAGUUCUUGCUGCAUUUGGCAUGAUAAUCAGUGAUGGAACAUUCGUGUCACCAAUUGGUAUUUUCAUUACUUCUCUGGUACUGCUUUAUUUCAUCAGUGCACUGUUGCACCCAACUGAAACAUCCCUCGUUAUAUAUGGAUUCCUCUAUCUCCUUUGCAUUCCUGCGGCGUCAAUGCUGCAACCAAUUUAUUCAUUGGCAAACUUGCACGUCACAUCUUGGGGAACCAGAGAGAAGAAACCAAAGCAGCAAAAUGGAAGUUCACAGAAUGAUCAGCACCUGAGAUAUCAAAGAGGUCGUUGGCACUUUGAAUGUACAAUUCGUUGUCAAAAAGCUCAGCAUCCCACCAAAGGAACAUUUGAAAAGAAAAGUGAAACAGAUGAAGUCACAGAGAAGCUGCAAUCACCAGUAGAAAACUGUUGGCUCUCUGAGUUGAAAAAGACAACACUCUUUACUGAAGAUUCCCUGGAAGAAGAUGAAUCCUUAUUUUGGAGUAAACUGAUACAGGUGUAUCUGAAGCCCCUCUCUGAAGAUAAAUAUUAUUUGAAAACAAUCAAGAGGGAACUUCUGACUCUCAGGAAUAAGGCUCUCUUCCUGUAUUUGAUGAUUAAUUUGUUAUGGUUAGUAGGAUCAUUUCUCCUACAAUUAGUUACUGAUGGAAUCGUCAGCCCAAAACUCGCACACAAUGGAACUGUUGUGAAGAACGAAUAUCUCAAAAUACAACCACUGACGUUCGUCUUUCUCGCCAUCUUUGCAUUUGUAAUCUUUAUACAGUUUUUGGCGAUGCUGUACCACAGAGUCUAUACCUUCAUCCAUUGGCUAUCACACAGUUCAACAAAUGCAUCUCAAUCACACAACAAAGAGAUUCUGACUAAAGCUAUGGAAGAUGUUAAGAAACAACAACCAAAAGAAUGCUACUGA